This is a messenger RNA of Rhineura floridana, 630 nucleotides long. RefSeq names its product armadillo like helical domain containing 2 (gene ARMH2). NCBI's taxonomy places the organism in Eukaryota, Metazoa, Chordata, Lepidosauria, Squamata, Rhineuridae. The coding region runs from base 1 to 630 and encodes 209 amino acids. The record is from RefSeq and is a predicted model, not a curated record. The transcript is spliced from 2 exons.
AUGGGAAGUAUAGUCAGCAGGCUGGUGGCCUGGUAUAACAAGCAUAUCAGGCGUGUGAGGGAACCACCAAUCACGCUAAUAGACCCUGUGUUUCACAACCAUAAAAUCAAAACAUAUGGCAUUGACCUAAGAAAUUCAGAUCUGCCCCUGGAGGAGAGAGCCACAGCUGCAUUAUAUAUCGGACUUCUAACUUACACAGGUGGUGUCAGUGCUGCAGUGCUUGCAUCAGAAUAUAUUCAGGACAUGAUUGAUAUUUUGCUUAUGCCAGAUACUUCUGAGAAAGUAAGGAUCGCUGUAUUAAAAGGCUUAUGUGGUAUAUGCUACUUAAACGUCUUAAAUCAAAAUGAAGCCAAAGAAAGUCAUCUUACUGAAAUUCUGCUUGCUUAUCUGGAUGAAGAAGCUGACCCAGAAGCUGACCCAGAUUUAAUCAUUAUGAAGUUCUGGGUUUGUCACCUUAUGACUGUUGUCUGCUGCAACAACAUCCCUUACAUCAAGUUAUUUAAUGAAGUGGGUGGCCAAAUGCUACAGAAAAGGCUGGAGACCACGUCUGUCAUGGAAUGGUUUGGUUGGCCAGAAAACUAUGCCCAAGUAAUGUUAAUGCUUCUGGGAUAUCAAGAGAAAGGAAAAUAA